CUUCUACGUGGCCGGGGCAUACCUUCGCCGUUAGAAAAUGAUAAUAUGGCGGUUAUCGAUCGGCCCUACGCGCAAGCGUCCUUGGCAACGUUCAGUGCCAAUUUUUAAAAUUACUUCGCACCCUAUAAUCAAUUUUAGUGUAACAACUGAACGUGUAUACUUUUGUUUUUCGUGAACGUGGAUCGGUUAUAAUUUGAUUGUUUUAUGUAUCGGCGAUCGACAGGUUGAUCGUGCGGAGUGGACGCAUUGACAGUCCACCGGCCGCUCCGGUCCUCACCAAUGAUACGGGUGGACCAGUUGGCGUGGAUGCGCGCAUGCCCGCACUGGAUUCAAGGUGUUUUAUCAGCGAUAGUUUCAGAGCCAGUGUCAGUAAUGUGAGGCUUGCGAGCGGUGCCGGGGCCCGGCUUGCCCUCAAAAAUGUAGCUAUCGUCUUUCUCUCAACACGGUUUAUUCCGCACAUACGAGGACCUAGUCAUUAUAAUAUUACAAAGUUAAAUGUUUGUCGUCAAUUGUUGUCUAGUAUAAAAUCAAUCGUCUCUAUGGUAGUUUUUGUUGUUUUAGGUAGGUAGGCAAAUCUUUUAGAAGAUAAAAAGACUAGCAAUCAUGCCAGAUUGGAUCUGGCUGCUGGGGGCGGCGCUGUUCGGGGCGGUGUCGGCGCUGGCCAUCCCCGUCGCCAUCCUAGUGUACUUCCUGAGACCGUUCGACAAGACUCCUCCGGCCGAUGACCUCUCCAGGCGGCCGGUUACUUUACCAGCAGAGGUACUCAGCGAACUGACGCGCGGCGCGGGCGGCACGCCGGAGGGCGCGCUCAACGCCAUGCUGCAGUUCAUCUUCCAGCAGAGCACGGCGGACACGCGCUGGCUGCGCCGGCGCAUGGCCACCGAGCUCGCCGAGCUGCUCGCCAAGACCUCGUCGGGGAAGAUCUUCGAGUCGCUCACGCUCCGCUCCUUAGAAGUGGGCACCGAGUUCCCCAGCAUCACGGCGUUGCGCGUGCUGAACGGGUCUCUUGAGGAGGAUGGCGCACGCCUGCGCUCUCUCGACCUGGCCUGCAACCUGGCCUACGACGGCAACUUCAAGAUCGACGUCGAUGCUGUCAUGCUGCUCGGGAAAAUCGCCAACAUCUCCAUCACAGUCGAGAGCCUAAGCGGAACCAUUCGAGUAAUGUUUCGCCGCAACCCGUACACCCACUGGGCGCUGGCGUUCGAGUCCCCACCCAAGCUUGAGCUCCGCGUCCGAGGCCGUUUCCAGGGGAGACAGCUCAAACCCAGACUGGCAUCGCUGGUCGCUGCACAUAUCAGGAGGGCGGUGGCCCAGAGGCAUACUUUGCCUAAUUAUAAGAUACGUUACAAACCAUUCUUCCCGAAGUCUGAGCCGGGCGGGGCGGAGGGCGAGGACGGGCCGACGCCGCACGGCCGGCUGACCGUCCGCCUGGUGGAGGUGACCAGGCUGCACUGGAGUGGAGGUGCGGGCACUGUCCGCGCCGCUUUAGCCGUCGACUCGCACGGUUGGGUGUCCCUCCGGCGCGGAGUGCUGACGCUGGACGUGCUGUUACCGGCCAUGACGGGCGCCCUCGGCCUCGUGUGCUGCCAGGGCGUGGGCGCCGUGCUCGUGGACACCGUAGUGCCCAUGUCCCCCGCGUACCGCGCCGACCUGCGGCGGGACGACGUGGUGCUGGCUGUCGACAACAAACCGGUCUGCAACGUGGCUCAGGUGGGCAAGCUCUUGCGGCUGAUCGAGCGGCGCGCGGUGACGAUCCGGCUCCGGCGCGGCGGCGGCGCGCCGGCGGUGCGGCGCGAGGACCCGGCGGACGGGCGCCGCGCGCGCACCAACUUCAGCUUCCGGCGCGUCUCCGAGGUCAUGGAGGGCGUGCGCCUGCAGGGCAUGCGCGCCGCCGCCUCCAAGACCAGCUUGCACACGGAAGAUACAACAAAAGUUCCAGACGCUGCUGAGACCGAGGUUAAAAAGGAGCCCGUGCGUCAACUGUCAAAGUCCGACACCCCCUCGCCUUCCAACUUCGGCCUGCGCAAGCGACGGUGCUCCGUCGAGAACAAGUCUUCCGACAGCUCGGCCGGCUCCACCCCGCCCGCCUCCGGCGCCAGCACCCCCCUCAAACAGUCCACCAAACCCAAACACGAGAUACCCAUCAUACGCACCGACUCCUCCGAAUGCAGGCCUGACAAAACCGAGGCCGAAGAAGACCAGAUCUUCGAAACCGGAGGCCCCCGCCUCACGGAACACGUCGAGAUAUGCCAAAUGUUCUGGACUAAGAGCGUGCCUCUCAAACCUAUCAUACCGUUCGACGAAGAGACGGAGUUCAAGUUAAACGAGAACCAUAAGUAUCUCAAUAUAAACGUGUGGGCGACCAUGGCGGGAGAAAAGGACGAGGUCCUACUGGGCUAUUUGAACAUUCCCUUGGCGGCGCUAUUGUCAGAGUGCCAGGACUCCACUGUUCCGCAUCAUAUGAAGCGGUACCAAUUUCUUCCGCCCGACGUCGAUAUAAAGUUUAGCAAAAGCCACAAGUUGUCAUCUCACGCCGGCUUCGAGCCGUGCCUGUGCUUCGGCGACGCGCUGGUCUGGUGGGAGUGGGAAGGCGCGGGCGGCGCGCGCCACGCGCCGCGCGCGCCCCGCGACCCGCCGCGGCCGCCCAGGCCCGUGCGUGCGGCGCACGACUUCGUGCGCACGCACUUCCAUCGCUCGACGCAGUGCGAUUUCUGCAAUAAAAAAAUAUGGCUCAAAGACGCAAUGCAAUGCCGCAACUGCGGUCUGUGCUGCCACAAGAAGUGUGUCACCAAAUGCCAGGAGUCUUCGCCGUGCGUUCCGAAGCAAGGGCAUGAUUCAUUGACAAGCGGAACGAUGGCGCCCCCGGAGCUCGUCAUGACGGAACCGGAUUCUAACGUGGACCUCGACUCUGAUGACGAACCGGAGAGAAAAGACUCGCUCGACGUUCAUGAAGAAGGUGGCGGGGCCAUGAGUGCGCUGGUAGCGGGGCUCCGCCGCGCGGGCUCGGCGCACUCGCUCACCGCGCCGAAGCCCUCGGCCUCGUCGCGCUCCCUGCCGCCCUCGCCAAGCCACACUCCCAGCCAUGACGCGCAGGAAGCAGUCUCUGGAAGCGACGGUGAACCCGUUCAGCGGGUGCGGCGCGGCGUGGCUGGCGCGCGGCGGGGUGGACGCGAUGCUGGCGCCGGCGACGCGGAGCUCGCUGCCGCCGGACGCGCUGCUCGCGGCGGCAAGGGAGUCGGCGCCCGAGCUGGCCGCUAGGCUGACGCCGCCGCAGAUCCACGAGAUGUUGAGCGCGGUCCGCGCCGAGCUGACGGCGGGCGGCGACGGCGGCGGCGACGCGCGCGCCUGCGCGCUCACGGCGCUCAUGCUGCACUGCUGCGCGGCCGCGCAGCUGGCGCAGCACGACCAGGCUGCGCCUACCACCUAAUCAAAUAUAUAUCAUUACAUGGC
Molecule: messenger RNA, 3450 nt
Organism: Cydia amplana
Lineage: Eukaryota; Metazoa; Arthropoda; Insecta; Lepidoptera; Tortricidae
Gene: Pdzd8
Product: PDZ domain-containing protein 8
Exons: 15
Coding region: 604-3258 (884 amino acids)
Biological process (GO): mitochondrial calcium ion homeostasis
Cellular component (GO): mitochondria-associated endoplasmic reticulum membrane contact site
Molecular function (GO): protein binding; lipid binding
Source: RefSeq, a predicted model, not a curated record